Raphanus sativus (radish) is the source of this 1029-nucleotide messenger RNA. RefSeq names its product GDSL esterase/lipase At5g63170. Lineage: Eukaryota; Viridiplantae; Streptophyta; Magnoliopsida; Brassicales; Brassicaceae. Gene Ontology annotation, molecular function: lipase activity. The transcript is spliced from 6 exons. Gene Ontology annotation, biological process: lipid metabolic process. Gene Ontology annotation, cellular component: extracellular region. The record is from RefSeq and is a predicted model, not a curated record. Bases 1 to 1029 code for a protein of 342 amino acids.
AUGGAUUGUAGAUCCACAAAGUUUCUAGUAGUAUCAUUUUCUUUAUGGCUUUCAUGUAUUCAUGCUAUACAAACUGGAAGAUUUCCAGCGAUUCUUGCAUUUGGAGAUUCGAUUCUCGAUACUGGUAACAACAAUAUGCCAAAGUUGCUAACAGUGUCGAAGAGCAACUUUUUGCCAUACGGACGCAACUUUCCUUAUCAUACACCUACUGGAAGAUUCGGUAACGGAAGAGUACUAUCGGAUUUAGUUGCCGAGGGUUUAGGGAUAAAGAAUCUUGUACCUGCUUUCCGUAGCUCAUUUCUUAAAAGUAGUGAGCUUCCUACCGGAGUUUGCUUUGCGUCUGGUGGUUCAGGGUUAGACAAAUUCACUGCAUCUAUACAAGGCGUAAUAUGGGUAAAAGAUCAGCUGAAAGACUUCCAAAGUUACAUACAAAAAUUAAGCCAAGAAGUUGGAGAUGCCGCUAAAGUUAAAGAGAUUAUAGCCAAUGCUGUGGUCCUAAUCUCUGCUGGAAAUAAUGAUAUUGCUAUCACAUUUUUUGCAACUCGAGCUAAGAAAUUGAGAUACAAUAUCGAAACAUACACUGAUCAGCUCAUAGAUUGGAAAACUGCGUUCGUGCAGAAUCUAUAUAAUAUGGGAGUGAGAAAAUUUGCGGUUCUUGGAACGUUACCGUUAGGGUGUUUGCCAGGGGCGAGACAAAUGAGCGGAGAUUUGAUAUGUCUUCCGCAUGUUAACCAUGGUGCUAAGAUAUAUAAUCAAAAGGUAGCAAACUUGGUCGUAAAAUUCAGACAAAGUCUCCCAGAUGGCAAAUUCGUCUACAUUGAUAUGUAUAACUCACUUCUUGACGUCAUCAAAAAUCCUAGUAAAUAUGGGUUUAGAACGGCUAAACCAUGUUGUUGCUCGGUGAUGACUCCGAUUCCAUGCUUAGAUUCUGGUAGCCACGUAUUCUGGGACUUCGCACAUCCUUCUGAAAAAGCCUAUAAAUCCGUUCUACCCAACAUCGUCAGUGUCAUCAGCAAUAACCUUGCUUAG